Molecule: messenger RNA, 1530 nt
Organism: Fomitiporia mediterranea MF3/22
Lineage: Eukaryota; Fungi; Basidiomycota; Agaricomycetes; Hymenochaetales; Hymenochaetaceae
Exons: 4
Coding region: 157-1068 (303 amino acids)
Source: RefSeq, a predicted model, not a curated record
GAAUGACUCACGGAAGCCGCAUGUCUGCCAACAUGCUUAACACACGUGUAAGCAACUAGAGAAUAGGCAUAUUAGCACUCGACGUAAGACCUCCCCUGGCCUUUGUGUCGCUAUUUCCUCCUCCCCUCUUGCUGCCCCUUCACGAGACGAACAGACAUGUCCCGCGACACCCUACAGCAAAUGAUCCAGCCACAGAAUAUCUAUGCGCGUUGCGCAUCUGGUGGACCGAGCUACAGCUCGGAUGGGGUGGCCAUGUCAUCAAGACGCUUAUCCUUAAACUGCCCGAAUUGCAGGGCCUCCGUCCUCAAUAUCCCUGAAGACAUUCUUGAAGUCGAAGAAGGGACAUUUCCUGAGCCUCCGAAAGUCAGGCGGUGGGCUAAGCGCCCUACCUUCAUUUCUCGACCGCUCAAUCGCAAAGAGUCGGACUCGUCGACAAUACCAGGCCCAGGAAGCUCUAUUCGAGGCCUUGACAUUGACGGGGCCACUCCGAAGCAUCUCAGACGCUCAUCAGUCUCGUCAGAGGCUGCAUCUGAUUCGUCGAGCCAGACGAAAGUUGAGCCUCCACCUCCGCCUCGUUCGAUUCUCACCCACUCGCCCUCCGUCUCGAGCGGAAAAAGUGGGAAGAGCACGCUCACUGCGAAGCGUUCCGUCAAGUUCUGUGACGAACCGGUGUAUUACGACUACUCAUAUCGCUUCUCCAAAUUCUGCACCUGUGCACAUCCACCGCACCACGCUCCGUUCUGCAAACUCCCGUACGACUGUAACGGCGAGUGCUUGUACGAAGAUUAUAGCUUCUGUGGAUACGACGACGACAUGUUCUCGUUUGAACUCCCCGAGGAGAUACCGUCAGAGGCGCGUUGGGGCGUUUUUAGCCGAUUUAUUGCUUGGUUUAGACGAUUCACUGGCGGGCGCAUGUACACUAUCGACGCGGAGAAGAGACGGCCCGUCAUUUCACGUCCACAGCCACUGACGCCCCGCCCAUGUCGUGUUGACGUAGCUCGGGAAAAGAAGAGCCAGCGAAAAAUGAGGAAGAGGAGACCGAAUCCUCCCCGGACAGUUUACGGAUAAAUUAUGCCCUAGCACUGACGACCCCCCCUUCUCAUGAUCACGCUCAACCGUUAUUCACCGUAUCCCCUACGCGGUAUUCCUUCACGUAUCCUACCAUGUUCGCAAACACAUUGCCCACAAAAAACGAAUGCGUAACGAAUGCAUGUCUUCACUCUCGAAAAACCUUACGUUUCAUUGUUCUUCAAGAGUGUACGACGUAAUCGAGCCGGCUCGAUAGUGGCGCAAGGCCAGAUCCUUGCUUCGCACGGAUUUUAUGUUCCCCCAGGACUAGCACUUGUUCCUCGUCCUUAUGAGCACUUGAUGUACGUUGUAUGGAGUUGCAUAUGCUACAUGUGUACGAUUAGAUCAAUUAUCGUCCCGACUCCUCUUUGCCUUGACUUUUUCAGCAGCUACUUUGCUUUUUUCCCUUCUUGUUGCUGUAGUCGUAUGUUCAGACGCGUGUACGCUUCAUAAUGACAUGAC